AAAAAAAAAUAAUCAAACGAAAAGGAAUUCAAAAUUAGAUUUUUCAAACGAAGAAUAUCACACUAAAGAUUAAAAUUUUUAAAUAUAAAAAAUUUUCAUGUUUAUAAAAGAUAGCGAAGUUAGUUAAGCUUCAGCUUUGAUUAUUCAUUUUUCAUAUGAUUUUCCUUUUUUUUUUCUCUGCAAAUAAUUGAAGGUAAAAAUGGCGGGAGCUCAAGUUUCAAUGGAGGUCGGAAACGAUGGUGUUGCAAUUAUUACUCUUUCGAAUCCUCCUGUUAAUGACUUAGAUGUUCCAUUAAUUUGGGGCUUGAAAGAGAAAUAUGAAGAAGCUAUGAAGAGAAAUGAUGUCAAAGCUAUUGUUAUGACUGGCGACAAUGGAAAGUUUUUAGGCGGUUUUGACAACAGAGUUUUUGAACGAGUUCAUAAGACCGGGGAUUUAUCUAUAUUACCCAACGUAUCCAUUGAACUAUUGGUCAAUGUAAUUGAAGAUGGACCAAAACCUUCUGUUGCUGCUAUACAAGGACAUGCAAUUGGAGGCGGCUUAGAAUUAGCUAUGGUAUGUCAUGCACGCAUUUCUACACCAAAAGCGCAACUAGGCUUACAUGAGUUAUCAAUUGGAGUUAUUCCAGGCUUUGGAGGGACACAACGUCUUCCGAGACUUGUUGGUGUUGAGAAAGCUGUUGAGAUGAUGCUUUCUUCAAAACCGAUAACAUCUGAGGAAGGACUAGAACUAGGCCUAAUUGAUGCUAUUGUACCCUCACAAGAGUUGCUCAACAUUGCCCGCUUGCGAGCUUUGGACAUUGCCGAGGGGAGGAAACCUUUAGUAAGAUCUCUCCACAUGACAAACAAACUAGGACCCAUCUCUGAAUCGCGAGAAUUCCUAAACAUUGCGAAACAAAAUGCGAAAAAAACUGCUCCGAACAUGCCUCAGCACCAAGCCUGCCUUGAUACUAUUGAGGAAGGUUUAGUACAUGGAGGGUAUGCUGGGCUCUUAAAGGAGGGUGAAGUGGACAGUGUGUUAGUUCUAUCAGAUGUUUCUAAACGUCUAGUGCAAAACAUUCUUGCUCAACGGAGCACGUAGUCAUAAUCAUCAUUUUCAAGAUCAGUCUUGUAGAUGCAUAAGACUUAAUGAGUUUGCAUCAGCCUGCUAACAAAAGGAUUCGGCCAACCAUCGCCCGCGAAAUCAGGAAGGAAAAAAAGGAUGAAAUAACCUAAUAAGAUGUAUCAACUUAUACAUAACUGAAUGCAUUAUAUAAAUCUUGUAAUUUUUUUCUUAGUUUAAUCUUUUUUUGACUGUUUAAUCUUGAGUCUUUGAACUUGUUAUAAUGAUAAGAAUUACUAUCUUGAUUGUGAUUCAAUGAAUGUUGAUUUGUGCAACUGCAUGCAGUGCUUCUUCCCUGGCCGUCUUGCACAUUUUUAGAACCUUGAGAGAAUGGGAAAUAAUAAGUUCUUAAAAUAUAAAUGUUAUGCUAUUUUUUAAAGUAACAAUUAAUAAUAAACUACUAUUUUUAAAAUAUAAGUGCUUCUUUCUUUUCGUUUUUCUUGAUCAAGUUUUAUUACAAAAUCUCUUUAACAAAUAUUAAUCAUUAAAUCCAACCAUCCCUCGC
Messenger RNA from Amaranthus tricolor (Joseph's coat), 1604 nucleotides. Its product is annotated as peroxisomal fatty acid beta-oxidation multifunctional protein AIM1-like. The coding region runs from base 200 to 1078 and encodes 292 amino acids. The record is from RefSeq and is a predicted model, not a curated record. Gene Ontology annotation, molecular function: (3S)-3-hydroxyacyl-CoA dehydrogenase (NAD+) activity. Gene Ontology annotation, biological process: fatty acid beta-oxidation. Gene Ontology annotation, cellular component: peroxisome. The transcript has 10 exons. Lineage: Eukaryota; Viridiplantae; Streptophyta; Magnoliopsida; Caryophyllales; Amaranthaceae.